UAAAAAGGCUGAUUAAUGCGUGUCCUUCGGGUCAGGCCGGCGCUGGGUUCCGUUACCUCGACCUCUUCCUUGCCCCGGGCGGAGCCCGCCCUGGCCCGGCAGCCCGCGCGGGAGGGCCGCCGCCCUGCCGGGGAGUUUCCUCUUCCUCGGGCAGCGCGGCCGGGGCGGGAGGAGGAGGAGGAAGGGGAAGGGGCAGGGGCCGAGGCCGGGAAGGCUCCAGCGCGGCCGCCGCCGUCGCUGGUGCGGCAGGGGCGGAGCGGCGCGGGAGGCGGCGCCAGCGGCCGGCGGGGCCCGGAGUCACCGUGUCACGGCGCCCGGGAAGCCGUCGCCGCCGGAUCCGCCCCCCGUAGGGCGAGCGAGGAGGCAGGAGGAGGAGGAGAAGGAGGAGGAGGAGGAGGGAGGCCGGCUCUUCGCCGCCUCUUGUGUUUUCGCCCCCUUCCCGGCCUAGCCCCGGCCCCUCUCCUCUCACACCGGGGCGGCGGCGGGGGGCGAGGCCGCAGCGGCGCCCGAGCUGCCCGCGGGAGCCCUGGGACGGGCCUGGGCCGCCGUCUCUGGACUAGGAUGUCCCGACAUGAAGGUGUCAGCUGUGAUGCAUGUUUAAAAGGAAAUUUUCGAGGUCGCCGGUACAAGUGUUUAAUUUGCUACGAUUACGAUCUGUGUGCAACUUGUUAUGAAAGUGGUGCAACAACAACAAGGCAUACAACUGACCAUCCAAUGCAGUGCAUACUAACAAGAGUAGAUUUUGACUUGUACUAUGGUGGAGAAGCCUUCUCUGUAGAGCAGCCACAGUCUUUUACUUGUCCUUAUUGUGGGAAAAUGGGUUAUACGGAAACAUCUCUUCAAGAACAUGUUACUUCUGAGCAUGCAGAAACAUCAACAGAAGUGAUUUGUCCAAUAUGUGCAGCAUUACCUGGUGGGGAUCCGAAUCACGUAACAGAUGACUUUGCAGCUCAUCUUACACUGGAACACAGAGCUCCUAGAGAUUUAGAUGAAUCCAGUGGUGUUCGGCAUGUACGUAGGAUGUUCCACCCAGGCCGGGGUUUGGGAGGCCCCCGAGCUCGUAGAUCAAACAUGCACUUUACUACCAGUUCUCCUGGUGGGCUUUCGUCUUCUCAGAGUUCGUAUUCUCCAAGCAAUAGAGAAGCCAUGGAUCCUAUAGCUGAGCUUUUAUCCCAGCUAUCAGGUGUGAGGCGUUCUGCAGGAGGACAGCUCAACUCCUCUGGCCCUUCUGCUUCUCAAUUACAGCAGCUGCAGAUGCAACUGCAGUUGGAACGGCAACAUGCACAGGCAGCGAGACAGCAACUGGAGACUGCACGCAAUGCAACCAGGCGCACCAACACCAUCAAUGUCAACACCACUAUGACACAAUCUACAACAACAACCAACACAUCUAACACAGAAAACAGUCAGCAGACUAUCCAGAAUUCCCAGUUCCUUCUGACAAGGUUGAAUGAUCCAAAGAUGUCAGAAGCAGAGCGUCAGUCGAUGGAGAGUGAACGGGCAGACUGCAGCCUGUUUGUUCAGGAGCUUCUACUGUCCACCUUGAUGCAGGAAGAAAGUUCCUCCUCAGAUGAGGAUGAGCGGGGGGAGAUUGCAGAUUUUGGUGCUAUGGGCUGUGUAGAUAUUAUGCCUUUAGAUGUUGCUUUAGAAAACCUAAAUUUAAAAGAGAGUAAUAAAGGAAAUGAGCCUCCUCCACCUCCUCUUUGAUGACAUCCCACUUUGCAGACAAUGUCCUCUGUGCUGUAUUUGCCAAUGAAAGUGGACAACAACUAUCUUGGGUUUGUUUUGGUGAUUGUAAUUUCAGGUCUGUCACUCUUGUUACAUUGUGUACAUUCAAAAGAAAGAGAGAAAAGAUAUAUAUGAUAAUCAUUUCCACUUAACUAAUUUUUACUUCUAGCAGGUAAAUGUAGGUUGCAGUGCAGAGCAGAUGGCUCUGUGUCCUGUACCUUGACAUGCAAAAGGCUCUCCUAAUACUCCACAUUCAAACUGAAGAGGAAAAAAAAUGAAAAAUCUCUAAUGAAGCUGCUGUGUGUAUUUAUGAAUAUUACUGAAUAAAAACUGCUUGGAUGGUUUACCUUAA
Prinia subflava (tawny-flanked prinia) is the source of this 2080-nucleotide messenger RNA. RefSeq names its product potassium channel modulatory factor 1 (gene KCMF1). Gene Ontology annotation, biological process: synaptic signaling. NCBI's taxonomy places the organism in Eukaryota, Metazoa, Chordata, Aves, Passeriformes, Cisticolidae. Gene Ontology annotation, cellular component: plasma membrane. The transcript is spliced from 7 exons. The coding region runs from base 16 to 1707 and encodes 563 amino acids. The record is from RefSeq and is a predicted model, not a curated record. Gene Ontology annotation, molecular function: zinc ion binding.